AUGCUUUCGGCAAAGGGCGUUGUCCGGAUCUUGUCCGAGGGCAUCGUUAAGCCCCGUCUAGGAGCGGUUGCCGGAGGUGAAGCUCCCGCGGACCACCCUCGUCGCUGCGAGCUGUCGCUGUGGGACUUGUCUAUGUUUUCAGUUCACUAUAUCCAGAAGGGUCAUCUCUUCUCCCUUCCUUCCGGCGAUCCUCCGGUUGAAGUUAUCGUCGAGCGCCUCAAGUCCUCUCUGUCCAUCGCGCCCUGGCACUUCUACCCCCUCGCCAGUCGCCUUGCGACUGAGAUGGAUGCCGAUGGGCGGGGGAUGUUCGUUCACAUCGACUGCGACGUCCAGGGGCCGGAUUUCUCCUUGCCGCUGCCGCUGGUGUCACCUUAGCUGAUGUCCUGUCUCCCUCAGAAGACGUGCCCAGCUUCGUUAGGGAUUUCUUCCUGCUGGACGGGGCCGUCAACUACGACGGGCGGUCCCUUCCCCUGCUCGCUGUCCAGCUGACGAAGCUGGAGGACGGUGUCUUCCUCGGGUGCUCCUUCAACCACGUCGUUGGCGACGGCACCUCCUUUUGGAGCUUCUUCAACGCAUGGGCCGAGAUCUCGUGUUCCAAGGAAGAUGGCAGCGGCCACCUCUCCAAGCCGCCGGUGCUCGAGAGGUGGUUCGCCGACGGUAGGUCCCCCAUCAAAGAUGCCCUUCACCCACGAAGAUCAGUUCAUCGAGAUGUUCUCUCCGCCGCCGCUGAGGGAGAAGAUGUUCCACUUCACGGGCGCGUCCCUAUCCCAGCUCAAGGCGAGAGCCAACGAAGAGCGGGGCACGGACAAAAUCUCCUCCUUCUAGGCUCUCGGGGCGCUGAUGUGGAGAUGCAUUACCCGGCUGAGACGUUUCCCAGACGACCAGAAGGUGGGAUGCAGGCUGGCGGCCGAGAAUCAGAGAAGGCUACGGCCGCAGUUGCCGCCGGCAUACUUCGGCAACUCGAUCUACGCCAUCCCCGUCACGACCACAGCCGGCGAGCUUCUGUCCAACGACCUGGACUGGGCGGCGGGGAUGCUCAAUCAGGCCGUGCCCUCGCAAACCGACGCGGCUAUUCGGGGAAUGGUGGAGAAGUGGACGGUGUCCCCAUUUGUGUACCCCCUCUCCGGGUUUGACCGACACAGCAUAAUGAUGGGGAGCUCCCCGCAGUUCGAUAUGUACGGGUGAGACUUCGGGGGGGGGGGGGAAUGCGGCGGCGCUGCGCAGCGCGAGCGCGAACAAGUUUGAUGGGAAGAUCUCGGCGUACCCCGGCCGGGAGGGUGGCGGCAGCGUCGACCUGGAGGUCUGCCUUCUACCCGACGUCAUGAGCUCGCUAGAAUCUGACGAGGAGUUUACGCAGGCACUUUCCCCAGCCGGGCGUUGA
Spirodela intermedia is the source of this 1381-nucleotide messenger RNA. NCBI's taxonomy places the organism in Eukaryota, Viridiplantae, Streptophyta, Magnoliopsida, Alismatales, Araceae. The record is from the annotation of a GenBank genome assembly.